AUGAGGUCACGUGAUGCUAAACCGGGGACUCGGAGAAACCUAGUCCCGUCUGGCUCUAGCGCGAAUGGCUGCGGAAAGGAACAUCCCCAAGGGCCUCCAUUCAGCUCUGUCGCUCCAGUAAAUUCAGGUCGGCGUUCCUUGCCCAUCUUACCCAUUCACCCGUCGGUAUGGCUAGGAAACUUCGUGCGGCUGCUCAAGCAGCUGCGCAAUCAAUGCGUACGGAAUGCCGCCCCUCCGCUCCCCGAUGCCUCGGACGAGGAGAUGAUCGAAGCACCCCCAUCGCGUGGAUCAUCGCCAGCGAUGGAAGAUCCAGGAGAUGCUUCGGAUAAGGAUCCUGAGGCGGAAGCCCAGGCAGAACCCAGCCAGGAGGAAGAGACAGCCGCAACACCCGCCCAGGAUUCAAACCCUCCAUCGCGCGGCGACACUCCUUCACGCAUGGGUGGCCGCAUGUCAGCCAUCCCGCGAAAGCGCCGCAUAGGUCGUCCCCCGAAGAACCGUCCCCCAGACUGGGAUGCGCCUGAUGACGGCGCCCCUCAGACACCGAUCCAUACGUCCACGCCGGUCAAGCGCAGACGUGGUCGUCCCGCUGCUAGUGGUGGAAGGUGGGCACGUAACCGAGGCCCGUCGCAUGUUACCCAGGUUCCGAUCGACAAGGAGGGGAACAUGAUGGACGUUAUCGACGACGAAGUUGCCCUCCCAGACGACCCCGAGGGCGAGACGAAGGUGGACAAGAACGGCAAUCUACUGGGCGAUCGAGAAUAUAGGGUCCGUGUGUUUACGAUUUUCAACCGUGGAGAUCGCAAAUACAUGUUGUCUACUGAGCCUGCGCGAUGCAUUGGUUUCAGGGACUCGUACCUUUUCUUCCAGAAGCACAAACUACUGUAUAAAAUCAUCAUCGACGACGAGGCGAAACGCGACCUCAUUGAACGGGAAAUUAUCCCCCACUCUUACAAAGGCCGAGCUAUCGGUGUCGUCACCGCUCGGUCUGUCUUCCGCGAAUUCGGCGCAAAGAUUAUCGUUGGUGGAAAGAAGGUCACCGAUGAUUACCAUACACAGGCCGCGAGGGAGCGUGGAGAUGUCGAGGGCGAACUUGCCGUCCCUGAAGAUAAGCUCCCUCCUCCAGGCGAACCUUACAACAAGAACCAGUAUGUAGCCUGGCACGGUGCCAGUAGUGUCUAUCACACCAGCGCCCCGUCGGUGCCUUUGCCCACCGGAAAGGCGGUGGAUUCGAAGAAGCGCAAGGUCACGGUUACUGGCGAUAACUGGAUGCUCGAACAUGCUCGAGAGGCAAGCAACUUCAACUCGCUCAUAUCGCUUGCGCGCCGCGAAAACCUUGAAGGACAGUACGACAUCCAUACAAACGUCAUGCAGUACCCCAAGAUCAUGCAACCGACUCAUGCCCGCUGGGAGCGUCUGCCUCCUCCCGACCCUCGAGUUGCAACCAAAUUAGCUCAGGGCAUGUCCACGUUGAGCCUGACGAACGGCACCGGCGAAGCAGAGCCAGCUUCUGCGGACAAAGAAGCCCAGGAACCCAGCGACAGCCAAACCGAACAUCAAACCACCGAGUCUACCCUCUUCUCCUCAGUUCCGGCUGCGCUUUCCCGCCGAUUUGCCAUUCAUGACAUUCAGUUCGAAUCUUCGCCGUAUUCCAACCUGGGCGUUCCCGGCCCAGACGGCGAUGUGCACGAUCUCGGCUCCAACGGCCUCAUCAGUGUCGCAGACUCCGCAAAUCCCGAGUUUACGAGCCCCGAAAUCCUGGAGGAACUUCCUCCUGAGUGCAAGGAAGCCCUUAUCGAGGCGGCUGCGCAAGAGUGGGAAUGGAAAUCCAAGUGGUGCCACGAAGCGAACGACGGGGCUCGCGCCAAAUUACUCAAGAGUUACGCUUGGUUUCCAUGA
Messenger RNA from Aspergillus niger, 1896 nucleotides. RefSeq lists its product as uncharacterized. The coding region runs from base 1 to 1896 and encodes 631 amino acids. Gene Ontology annotation, molecular function: chromatin DNA binding. Gene Ontology annotation, cellular component: nucleus. The transcript has 4 exons. The record is from RefSeq and is a predicted model, not a curated record. NCBI's taxonomy places the organism in Eukaryota, Fungi, Ascomycota, Eurotiomycetes, Eurotiales, Aspergillaceae.